AUGGUAUUUCCUACCAAUAAUAAAAGAAUAUCUCUGUCUAGUAAUGAUAAAAUAUCUUUGCCUAGUAAUAACAAAAUGCUACCUAAUAAUAAUGUAGCUGUUACACCUAAUAAUAAUGAAACUAUAUUGCCUAGCAACGACGAAACCAUACUAUCUAGUAAUAAAAAUGAAAUUCAGUAUGCUGGUAUUUCAUCUAUAUCACAUGUUGAAAGUGAGAAUGCUGUAAUAAAAAAUAUUCUUCAAGGCUAUCCUAGCCUUUGUAAACUUGCUGCUAUUUUGGUCCUUCGGUUAA
Messenger RNA from Racocetra persica, 292 nucleotides. Lineage: Eukaryota; Fungi; Glomeromycota; Glomeromycetes; Diversisporales; Gigasporaceae. The record is from the annotation of a GenBank genome assembly.